AUGAACGAGCAGGUGGAUCGUCUAGUCCAAAAGACCUGGGCAACCUACUGCUCCACCCCGGAUGACGCCCGAUUAAUGAUCGCCGUCAGUGGCAUCCCAGGCUCUGGCAAGACCGAGCUCGCCAACAUGAUGUCCAAACGCAUUAACGACAUCUACGCCUCCGAGAACCCUGUCUCCCAUCCCAUUGCCACCGCCCUCCCCAUGGAUGGUUACCAUCUCACCCGCGCUCAGCUAUCAGCCAUGCCCGACCCGCCGAUCGCCUUCGCCCGGCGCGGUGCUGCUUUCACUUUCGAUGGACAAAAAUUCCUAGCCCUCGUGCAAGACCUCCGAAAGCCACUCACGCCUCACUCUCCCAUGAUCUACGCGCCGAGCUUCGACCACGCAGUCAAGGACCCCGUGGACGACGAUAUACCGAUUCCGCCGACCUGUCGGGUGAUCUUCUUCGAGGGGAAUUACCUCAGUUUAAACAAGGCGCCGUGGAACGAGGCGGCGAGACUGAUGGACGAGUUGUGGUUUGUGGAGGUGGACUUCGAGGUUGCGAGAAAGAGAUUAAUCCGGCGACAUGUGCAGGCCGGGAUUGCGAAGGACGAAACGGAGGCAGAUUGGCGGGCGAGGAAGAAUGAUUUGGUUAAUGGGAAGGAGAUUGUGGACUUUCGCUUGCCGGUCCAGGAAGUCGUAUCGAGCAUCUAUGAUCCGGCCUGGGAACGACUGUAA
Molecule: messenger RNA, 714 nt
Organism: Penicillium macrosclerotiorum
Lineage: Eukaryota; Fungi; Ascomycota; Eurotiomycetes; Eurotiales; Aspergillaceae
Product: kinase-related protein
Exons: 2
Coding region: 1-714 (237 amino acids)
Cellular component (GO): cytoplasm
Source: RefSeq, a predicted model, not a curated record